AUGGGUGCACGACAAGCGUUAGGCAAGCGGAAGGAGCCGCAGGCGGAUGUUCCUGCCCCUGUUGACGACGAAUUUGCCGCAACGUUAGAAGGUGUCUUGUCCGGGAGCGAAGACGAUUCCGACUACGAAGAAACUUCCGAGUCUGAGGGCGAAGAGAAUGGUCUGAACGGCGAGGAGUCAGAGGAUGAGGAAGACGAGGAGGACAUUCUGAGCGACGAAAUUCCCUCCGACGACGAAGACAUUUCUUCGAAGCUCAAGUCAACAAACCUCGGCAAGGACGCUGCCGCCGUCGAUGGCGAGGACGACAAGCCCAACUACAGGGUCGUGACUGGCGCCGACGGCGAAGAGCGCUACGAGUACGACGAGAUCAAUGCCGACUACGACUCCGACGACACUGACGCCCAGGAGCCCGUCAACACAAUCGGCAACAUUCCUCUUUCCUUCUACGACUCUUACCCUCACAUCGGAUACGACAUCAAUGGCAAGAAGAUCAUGCGCCCGGCCGCCGGCGAGGCAUUGGAUGCCCUGCUCGAGACCAUUGAGCUUCCCAAGGGCUGGACUGGCUUGACGGAUCCCCAGACGGGCAAGCCACUCAACCUGAGCCAGGAUGAGCUCGAGCUUUUGCGCCGCGUACAGAUGAACGAGGUUCCCGAAGAAGGAUACGACCCCUACCCCGAAAUGGUCCACUGGUUCACAGCACACGAGGAGAAGAUGCCCCUUAGCGCGGCGCCCGAACCGAAACGCCGCUUCGUACCCUCCAAGCACGAGGCGAAGCGCAUUGCCAAGCUCGUCAAGGCCAUCAAGGACGGACAUAUCUUGCCGUACAAGUCGGCGGAAGAGAAGGAGAAGGAGGAAGCCGAGAAGGAAGAAGUCUACUACGACGUCUGGGCGAACGAGGAGGAGCGCCCGCCGCACGUCAUGGACAUUCCGGCGCCCAAGCUCCCGCCUCCUGGCUACGACCUCAGUUACAACCCUCCCCCUGAGUACCUCCCGACAGAAGCCGAGAGGGAAGAGUGGGAGAAGGCGGAUCCCGAGGACAGAGAGAAGGAGUACAUGCCCGCCAAGUUCGAUUCGUUGCGCAAGGUCCCCGCCUACGGCGAAUUCGUCAAGGAGCGCUUCGAGCGCUGUCUGGAUCUUUACCUCGCUCCCCGUGUGCGCAAGAACAGGCUCAACAUCGACCCUGCGUCGCUUCUUCCCAAGCUGCCUCGUCCCGAGGAGCUCAGACCUUUCCCCACAUCCUGCCAGACUGUCUUCCGUGGCCACGAGGGUCGCGUGCGGUCUUCUGCCAUCAGCCCUGACGGCGAGUGGCUUGCAAGUGGUGGUGACGACGGUACUGUGCGCUUGUGGCAUCUCCGUACCGGUCGCCAGGAAUGGAUGGCCAAGCUCAGUCUCGAUGAGGCUGUGAACGCUGUUCGCUGGCGUCCUAACAAGGAGACCUUCAUCCUGGCUGCCGCUGCUGGUGAAGACAUCUUCUUUGCGGUUCCUCCUCGCGGUGCGGAUGGCAUCGACAAGGCCAGCCGUGACAUUCUUGACGCUGGUUUCGGUUACGCCACACAGAACCCUCAGCCCAAUGCUGCUAUUACCAAGGAGCACCCGGGCAAGUGGGCCAGACCCGGCUCCAAGUUGGAGGCUGCCGGUGUCCUGCUCAAGGCCACCGUCAGGUCAGUCAUCAAGGUGAUCAACUGGCACAGACGAGGAGACUUCCUCAGCACCGUGUCCCCCAACGGUCAGCGCAGCGCAGUCGCCAUCCACACCCUCUCGAAGCAUCUGACUCAGAUUCCCUUCCGCAAGCUGCCCGGUCUCGCCCAGACGGCGCAGUUCCACCCCUCGAGGCCCCUCUUCUUCGUCGCGACCCAGCGCAUGAUCCGCUGCUACGACCUGCAAAGACAGGAGCUCGUCAAGGUCAUCCAGCCCGGCGCCCGCUGGAUCUCGUCCUUUGACGUGCACUCUGGCGGUGACAACAUCGUCGUGGGAUCUUACGACAGACGUCUCCUGUGGCACGAUCUCGACCUCUCCAACCGCCCGUACAAGACGAUGCGCUUCCACUCGGAGGCCAUCCGCGCCGUCAAGUACCACCGCAGCUUCCCCCUCUUCGCUGACGCCAGUGACGACGGCACCCUGCAGAUCUUCCACGGCAAGGUCGUGACCGAUCUCAUGGAGAACCCGACCAUUGUGCCGGUGAAGAUGCUCAAGGGCCACAAGAUUGUCAACAAGCUCGGUGUCCUGGACGUGGACUGGCACCCUACGGAGCCCUGGUGUGUGAGUGCCGGCGCCGACGGCACCUGUAUCCUCUGGACCUAA
This is a messenger RNA of Colletotrichum phormii, 2301 nucleotides long. Its product is annotated as BOP1NT domain-containing protein. The transcript is spliced from 2 exons. NCBI's taxonomy places the organism in Eukaryota, Fungi, Ascomycota, Sordariomycetes, Glomerellales, Glomerellaceae. Gene Ontology annotation, biological process: maturation of LSU-rRNA from tricistronic rRNA transcript (SSU-rRNA, 5.8S rRNA, LSU-rRNA); ribosome biogenesis. Bases 1 to 2301 code for a protein of 766 amino acids. Gene Ontology annotation, cellular component: PeBoW complex; preribosome, large subunit precursor. The record is from RefSeq and is a predicted model, not a curated record. Gene Ontology annotation, molecular function: protein binding; ribonucleoprotein complex binding.